Messenger RNA from Siniperca chuatsi (mandarin fish), 1890 nucleotides. Its product is annotated as arylamine N-acetyltransferase, pineal gland isozyme NAT-10-like. Bases 305 to 1192 code for a protein of 295 amino acids. The transcript has 2 exons. NCBI's taxonomy places the organism in Eukaryota, Metazoa, Chordata, Actinopteri, Centrarchiformes, Sinipercidae. The record is from RefSeq and is a predicted model, not a curated record. Gene Ontology annotation, molecular function: acetyltransferase activity.
AAACCGGAAGUAGAAAUGGCGCAUUCAUUUUUCCCGACAUGACACAGAUCAAUACAAGUAAGUACACUUAAACUCUGAUAACGUAAACUCGUACGAUUACAAGACGUGUGUGAUGUGUUUGGUUCAUUAUUGUGAAGCAACACAUAAACCGCUGGUUAACACGAGGCCCAAGAAAAUCAUCCACUUCCUUAACCGCAGUUAGGUUUUACUGGCUAUCAAAGUUCAACUCCUUACAGCCCCGUGAAGAAAUAGCUGAGUUGCAUUUCCUUUGUGGGGAAGUGUUGGCUCCAUAGCAGAUCAACUUAUGUCAAAAGGCAAGAUGAAUUUGGAGGAAUACUUCAAAAGAAUUGGUUUCCACGGCUCAUAUGAUAAACCGGAUCUUGCAACACUGAAGUUGAUCCACAAACAGCACGUCAUGUCAGUUCCAUUUGAAAACCUCAGCAUUCACUGUGGUGAAAGGAUCACCAUGGACCUUGAGGCCAUUUUCAAUAAGAUAGUGAGGAGCAGCCGUGGGGGUUGGUGCCUUGAGAACAACUCCCUGUUCGGCUGGGUGCUGAGAGAAAUGGGCUACGACGCUACCACGCUGGGCUCCAGAGUCUUCAACAGAAGCAGCAAUGAUUUUUACCCCACUGAAACACAUCUCAUCAACAAGGUCGUCAUUGAUGGAAAGUCUUAUAUAGCAGAUGUAAGCUUCGGGGUGUCUUCCCAAGUCUGGGAGCCCCUGGAGCUCGUCUCUGGAAAGGACCAACCUCAGGCUGCGGGUGUCUUUCGUCUCAUAGACAAGGGGGACAUGUGGGUGCUGGAGAAGACUGGUAGAAAGCCAGAGGUUCUCAAUCCAGACUUUGCCAAAUCAAGUCUGGUGAACAGGAAGGAAACAAAGCAGAUCUACAGCUUCACCUUGGUGCCUCGUGAGGCCGAGCAUUUCUUUGAGACAAACCACACGCUUCAAACAGAUCCUACUUCACUGUUCACCAAUAAGUCCAUCUGCUCUUUGCAAACCCCAACAGGAUUCAGAGCCCUUGUUGGCUGGAUCUACAGUGAGGUCACCUACAAGCCUGAGGAAGGCGUUGAUGUCUUAGACUUGAGGGACGUAACAGAUGAUGAGAUAGAGCUAAUUCUGAGGGGAAAGUUCAGUGUGAAGCUGCAGAACAAACUGCAAUCUGUAAACAAAAAAGUAUGCUACACACUCUGAAACAACACAUAUUCUGUGUUGAAAUUGUCCUGAAAUUAUAUCGCUAUCCCAGUGUUGAUUUAAUGACUGACCAGGUAGAGCAGGCUGUUAAAGAAUCAUCUAUUUAAACAGUGAUUGGAUUUUUUUUUUGUGUGCAAUGUUAAUGAUGCUAUUAUAUAAUGACUGAAACAAUAAUAAACAGUACUUAAAAUGUGAUAUGCCAUUAAUUGCCAUGUUUGCAGGUCCAGAGAUGGGAAGUAAUCAUGUACAUUUAAAUCGUGCACCAACAAAUGUCUCAACAGUAUAAAAGCAAAGUUAAAGUUUGUAGAAAAGCAAAGAAAGCUGUAUAGUUCUGCAAAAAAAAAAAAAAAAAACCCUGUGGAAAGACAUGAGACCAAGAUUAAUCUAUACCUAGAGUGAUGGACAAGUGAAAUCGUGGAGAAAAAAAAGGAUAAGCUCAUAAUGAAUAUUGUUACCUCUAACUGAGUAGAUUUGUUUAGAUGUUCUAUUAAAACACCAUGAGGCAAUGUCCAUCGUCAAAGAACUUUAAUGAACUCACUCUUCAUUUUCCAAAUAUCAUGCAUUCAUGUACACUCAAAAAGUUCAAACUGUCCUCCUGAAUGAAUAUAUCCACAUCAGUAAUUCAGCUGAAUAUCUAACAAACUGAACCGUCAUGGUCAGUGCAAAGUGCAUUAAUUAAUAAAAAUAUUUGAACUGUA